This is a messenger RNA of Anastrepha ludens (Mexican fruit fly), 1943 nucleotides long. It is a transcript of the gene sNPF, whose product is annotated as short neuropeptide F. The transcript has 6 exons. The coding region runs from base 186 to 1061 and encodes 291 amino acids. The record is from RefSeq and is a predicted model, not a curated record. Lineage: Eukaryota; Metazoa; Arthropoda; Insecta; Diptera; Tephritidae.
UUUCAGCUGGUAAAUAUUAACUCGUUCAAUUAACUGGUGCAGCAUUUAAAACUGGUUUUUCGAUUUUCACUUUAAUCGUAAAACGUAACUGAGCGGCUUUUUGCCUUUGGUAAAGUUUCAGCAACACCAACAACAACACAUUAACUACAGCAGCUACAACCACAGCUAUUCAAAACCGCAUUAAGAUGUAUCUGUCACACCAUUUAUUGAAUGCGCUCGCAUUUAUCUGCUUGAGUGCUAUGUUCUGGCCUCAAAGCUGUGCUGAUGUGCUGGACACCCACCCCAUCAACAACCUGUACAACAAUUUACUGCAGCGUGAAUAUGCCGGCCCGGUUGUUUUUCCUAACCAUCAGGUCGAACGCAAAGCUCAGCGUUCGCCUUCACUGCGACUACGGUUUGGUCGCCGCAGCGAUCCGGAUAUGUUUUUGCCCGCCGAGAAACGUUGGUUUGGCGAUGUGAAUCAAAAACCUAUACGUUCACCAUCCCUACGUUUACGUUUUGGUCGUCGCAGUGACCCCAGCAUGCCACUUCACAGCGAAUUAGAUGCUCUAAUGAAUGAUUUAGCCGGUGUGAGCAGCAAUGGCGGCAUUCCUACUGAUGUAGAUGACUCAGUCGUAUAUUUCGCUGAUGAAUAUCCAGAGGAUAUUUUGGACGGUAAUUUUGAGCGCGUGGCGCGCAAACCACAACGUUUACGUUUCGGGCGCAGCUUACCAAGAAUGCAGAACAAUUUGGAUGAGGAAUUAGAGACCGCCCGCGAACAACGUCAACAAACCGAGGACUUCUUCAACUCCCUUCUAACUUCGGAAAAAUUACACAACAUGUUGCUCUCACUCUCACAAUAUGAUGCCGAACCCUUAUCUGCUGAUGUUAUGGCUCUUGCCAAUAACGAUGACGCAUUCCAGCGCGAAGUACGCAAGCCAGCACCUCUGCGUUUGCGAUUCGGUCGCAGCACUGGCGGCAAUACCGAAGGACAAAAGAAGGUCACUGCACAAAAUGCCGUUAAUGUGGACAAAAACGCGGAAGUUGCAACGCAGCAAGCACCAGCACAAGCUAAGAAUUAAAUUUAGAAAGUUUUAAGCCCACAACUACUUGCAAUGCAACAAUUUUUAUGCAACAAUUGGCGACUAAGCAAAAGGCAAAUGCAGGCAGAAUACUGAUGUUGGAUGAAUUCUAUGGAAAAGAAGUUUAAAAAUAUCUCUUAAUUUAAAAUAUAUACCCCAGAAAAAAACGUGCGAAAUAUUAUUAUAACCUAACCCUGUAAACAUGCGAGCAUACCCACACACUUUAAAAGAAUAAAAUAUUUAAAAAACAAUUUUUCAUGUUUGCUUCAAAAUUUGUUUAUGUUUUCAUAAGCCGUUAGGCAGUGCCACCAACUCGUAUGUUUUUAUUGUUAACAGUUUUCCAAUACCUACCUUGAUCUAACAAAUAGACGGUUGUUUGAAAUUAUAACAUUUAAUAUUUAAUAAAUUGAAAAAUGCAAUGUUUGAAAAAGAAACUUGUUUUAAAAUACUUUAUUUGAAUACAAAUUUUUCUGCCAUAUUUUUUUCGAGAACAGUUUAUUUGAUAUUUCUCGUUUUUUUAAUUUUCAAAGAUUCUUUUGAAUUUUUAUUUUUAUUGAAAAGUUUUGCCUCAACUAACCUAUUUUAUAUUUUUCAUAUAAUGAAAAACGACUUUGAUGUUUGGUUUUUUAAGUUUUUUUUAAGUAUUAUUAAAUUAGUAUAUUCAAAUUUAAAAAAAAAAAAUAUUUCGGCAACAUAUAAUUCUUUUUUUAUUUUUGUUUUUUACAGAUUUUUUGGAACUUUUAUUUCCAUUUCAAAAGUAUGUUUUAAAAAAAGCUAAGGUACAAUAAUUCGGGACAAAAUAAUUUUCCUAACAUAUUUUUUUAUAUUUUCCAUUUUCAAAAUUUUGUUACAAUUUUCAUUUUUAUUUAAAAACUUUGCAUA